Molecule: messenger RNA, 1315 nt
Organism: Symbiodinium necroappetens
Lineage: Eukaryota; Dinophyceae; Suessiales; Symbiodiniaceae
Source: the annotation of a GenBank genome assembly
AUGACAAAGGCUGGGGAGCCUCUCAAAAAGAAGCCGAAGACAAAAGCCUCUACGAAGCAAGCAAGCAAAGACCAAAACAAAGUGAAGAAUAACGAAGAGAGCAACGAAGUGAAGGCUACCGAAGGCAACAGCGAAGUGAAGAAUAUCAAAGAGGUGACAAGCUGUGGCCCAAAGGAUCAAGACGAUGCGGCAACCAAGCCCCAUGCUGCCCCUAGCCCUGAAGCUGCAGCAGCCUCGAGUUGGCCAGCCAGGUCGUGGCCAGAGGCUUAUGCUGCUGAAGAUUCUUAUGGCUGGCACAGCCAAACUUGGCAGUCUGGUACAUGGGGAUGGGGUCAUCGGGAGGGUGAGCAAGCUCAGUGGGUUAAUCAGUGGCACGGGGCUUGGAGGCGAAGGCGUUCUUCGUUGGAUUCAUUUCCUGACGAGGACUGGCAGGCCACUCCGACCCCAGCGAAGACUUGGCGCAGGAGCGAUACGACCGACACGGAGGUGGAGUUGGACUCAGGUGUUGUGCAUGCGUUGCAGCGCCUACGAUCCUUCGAUAAGACUGGGGACUUGGCCCAGCUUGCUCAGAGCUUGGAAGCAAAGUUCUUAGCGUUGGGGACACCGACCAAGGAGGUCCCGAGUGAAGCAAUUGGAUUGAAUGGCCAAGAUUCUGCACCGACCAUUGUCACGACCCAGCUUACUGGAAAUCAGAAGGAAUCCCAAGCUGAAGCUGAGAAGGAGGAUGCCAGCAAAGGAGAUGACCCAUCAUUGACAGAAAAGGAGGCCAAGAAACUGGAGGAGCUCCAGAAAAGGAAGAAAGCCGCCCACGCCCGAUACAUGCGGUACUAUCGCUCGGUUAGAGAAUCCCCGCGAACACCGGUUGAGAUCCGCCGCAUGGGGGACAAGGCCAAGAAUGAUUCCACCAUGAAUUCCAUACUUUUCGAAGCGUGGGAGAAGUGCCAGGGAGAUUGGAAGACUUCGUCGAUUUACCUCAAUCUCAAGAGUAUCAGCCGUACGCGAAGGACCGGGGUACGUGUAUGGAUGACACGUGCCGAAGUGGUGGCGAAAUUCGGGGAAACCUCUGCAGAUGCGAUUAUCCUUCGAAAGCAGGGGGACGAGAAGCUACGAACCUCCGAGAUUCGUCGGCACCCCGAGCUACCCGAAUCGGACGAGCUGGUGCAAUACUUGAUAUUGGACACCUCGAAGUUUGUUGAGGAGGAGGAAGAGGUCAUGGAGCAGCUGUACCAAGCUGCCGACGUCGAUUCCUCCUCCUCGUCUUCCGACACAUCCGCAGCCUCGAAGAAGAAGGCUAAUCGUUUUAAUGUUUGGCAAG